UACGCAAUUACUACAAAAACACCGAGCGAUGGGGAUAUGAAUUCAAUCUAUUGUUUAAAAGUUGAAAGUCCAGCAGAUCGUGAGUUUUUAAAACAACUCUGUAAUGUCAUUGUCAGUAAAUAACCCGGAUACACCAAUGGCUGACGCAGUGAAUGGUUUCCAGCCAUCGUUUCGGGAUGAACAAGCCCAGCGAGCAGCUUACACCAUCUACAGCCAAUCAGUAGAUGCUAAUCAUGAAAACAGACUAACUAAUCAUAGCUCACCGAGUGUUAAUGGACACAAUGAUCCGAACCCUUUACGAUCGCAGGAGAUAGUAAGAGAGCUUCGGUUCUCAACAGUUCGCCGGAUGUUUUGUCUUCUGAUUGUAUUUGACUUCCUACUGCACUCUGUCUUAUGGUUCAUCUACAUUAAUCUAAUUGACGCAAGCGUUAGACACAGUCUUAUGUGUCAAGUGACAGAGUAUUCAAUCCAAUCAUCGCUUUUUGAUUUUGUGAUUGCUGCUGCUGUUCGCACGUUCAUUCUCCUCUUUGCAUAUGCACUCUGCCGUAGCAAGCACUGGUUUGCAGUAGCUGUGACCACAUCUUUGUCUUGUAUAUUUUUGAUAUCAAAAGUGUUUCUCUAUGAUUUUGGGUAUAACAAGCAUGACUCGGACAAGUGUGUUCCAGAAUACAACAAAGCCCACCCUGUGGAUUUCCUAAUUGCCAUAGCGUCAUUCAUUCUUCCGUGGGCAGAGACGUGGGUCUUUGACUACCAAGUCAUUCCAAGGGAAAAAAAACUACAAGAAGUUGUCAUCGAUCAACGGAAUCAAGAUGCUAUUACCGAGAGAACUCCUCUACUUAAGAAUAUUGACAUGCCAGGAAACAGCGACCCUGUCAGGUUUUACUCACCACAGAACUCUCCUCCUACUUCAGACACAGAAAGUGGAGCCAGCAGUCUCUAUGGCGACAGUUUACGAUCUCAUGCUUCAGAUUUUAAAUCUUUACCUAACAGUAGACGAGGAUCAUCGGUUAAUCUAGCUGCUUCAAUCCAGGAACAAGAAUAUCUACAGAAAGCCAAGGAAUCUCUUCGAUUUCUUGAUAAGAUAAUUGCAAGGAAUGAAGGUUGGCAUGAAGAGCUGAGACGAAGUGAAUCCAAUGCUGUAAUUAAUAGUAGUAGAUUUGACGGAAUUAAAGGAAAGGUUUACAAGUUGGAGACGGAGAUGUCUGUACCCCCGGAACAAAUAGUGACAAUACUUUGGGACAAUAUUGAGAGCAGUCCAUCGUGGAACUCUUCAAUUCUUGAGAGUGAGGUUAUACAACAGAUUGAUGACCAUACAGAUGUUGUAUAUAAUGUCAGUACCGGUGGUCCUGGUAAUAUAGUAGCUGGGAGGGAUUUUGUGUCAGUUAGGAACUAUUGGCAGAGAGGGGAUGGUCAUGUGUGUAGUAGCAUAGCAGUCGAGCAUCCUAGUAAACCACCAUGCAGUAAAUAUGUCAGGGGGUCCAACGGACCCAACGGUUGGGUUGUAGAGAGACUUCAUGGCGAUCCGUUUAAAUCGAAAUUCAUUUGGAUUCUCAAUACUGACCUUAAUUUCAAGGUAUGGACACCACAAGCAAUAACAGAUACUGCCCUCUGCCAUGUGCUAAUGGACAUUGGGACAAACUUGCAAAAGCAUUUGCAACAGCGCCACCAAUGGGCAGGGGAUGCCCAGUCAGAUCUUGUCAUUGAGGAUAGAAUAGAUCAACUGAGUGUAAGUAGCUAUGAAGAUAUAGAUGAUGAGAAGCCAGGGUCUGUAGACAGCUUUGGUUCGGCUUGAGACAAAUAUGGAGAAAUUUGUGAGACUCUAGAUUCUCAGACACCAAGGUCUGGUUCCAUGCAGCAAGGAUGACUUCUUCCCUAUUGGAGAAAGACACAUCUCAUGAACCAGUGUAGGUUUCAUUUGAGCCGUCGAUUUGUGUCCUAUUUACGCCUGUUGAUACGGCUAUGGCUUGAUUACCUCAUCAACAUGUAUUGAAGUAUGAGACAACCUUAGCAACACCCUUAGCAACAGCCGUAGUCAUAUCCACUAAAUUGGAUGCGGCCGUGAGUAUACUCUAGGCUGUUUCUGAAUGGAUGGCUUAGGCAGUAGCUAUGGUGGUUGUCAUAGGGAAAUUUGUCCCCGGAGAUUCUGUCCCCAUUAGGGGAAAUUAACAUGGGCUGAAGGAGGAUGAUUCGAAAGAGGGCGCUUUCAGAAGAAGUCUGUACGCAGUUCGUCGUAUGGGGGACAAAAUCUCCUGCCACACCAGAAUGCCCAACGUCCUAUUCUUCAACGGUGCUGAUGACAUCCAACAGACAUGGUCAAAGUCACUUAAUUCAUACACAUUGCUAAAGGCAGCCUAUCUUCUAAGCUUGUUAACAUUGAGUCACUUAACUAGAAACAACCCUAGGCUGUGUAGGGGUUGCCCUUAACUUGUUCAGCGACUGUCCAGUAGAUCCAGCUAGCUUGUCAUUUCACUAGCUAGUCCACCAGCUUUUUCACUAGUCCAUAUUACAAAUGCUUUUCAACAUUGAACUAGCCAGUUGGACUACUUGGAGAAAAAAUUGACUGGUCCUCAUGUGUUUUAAAGGCAGUGGACACUACUGGUAGUUACUCAAAAUAAAUAUUAGCAUAAACCUUACUAGGUAACGAGUA
Asterias rubens (European starfish) is the source of this 2647-nucleotide messenger RNA. RefSeq names its product steroidogenic acute regulatory protein-like. The transcript has 12 exons. Gene Ontology annotation, molecular function: lipid binding. The coding region runs from base 104 to 1792 and encodes 562 amino acids. Lineage: Eukaryota; Metazoa; Echinodermata; Asteroidea; Forcipulatida; Asteriidae. The record is from RefSeq and is a predicted model, not a curated record.